GUUCGAGAUCGACACGUCCUCCUCCCGUCAACAGCGUCACGCUUCUCUUCAGCCUUGAGAAUACAAAAAAAUGAUUUGAUUUGUAUUUAUUCAGUAUCGAUAUGUUUUUAUUAUCGUUUGAUGUGAGGCUCGGAAGGGUUUGUGAUCGUCUGCGUGUGUUUGUUCUGUUCUGUGACGCGUUUCUACAGUAAAUGUUCAGACUUCACUGUCAGUCAUUGACUAAUAAUAGACUGUCAGCAGGAGUGUGUUAUGGAGGCGGUUCUGAAGCGACUGCAGACGCUGACCGCGGAUCAGCUGAGAGACGAGAUCUCCGGCGCCGGACUCAGAUGUGGCCCGAUCACAGCCACCACCAGAAGCGUCUUUGAGAAGAAGCUAGCUCGAGCUCUUCUGGGGGAAGACGCGGUGCAUUCUGGGAGCUCACUUCCUGCGGAGGAGCUCCAGCAGCCAAUCAGAGAGCAGAACCGAGAGGAAGUGACCAGUGAAGCUGAAACCCCAGAGACGCAUACGGAGAGUCCGUGUGUUUAUUACGGUGUGUGUCCCGACCCAGACGACCCAGCGGCUGAAGAAGGAUCGCUGCGUGUGUACGUCGAUAAGAUGAAGGCGCUGAAGGCCGUGAUGAAGCUGAAAGGAGCUCGAUUUAAAGCCUUCGCCAGGAAAGAAGACGCGGAGAACUUUGCUAAAGGAUGCUGUGUGUCGCAGCUCAAACCGUCUCCAGAGAAAACCAGCGCAGACGCUUUGAACCUGGAGAAGGCCAAUGAGUUUAAGAGUCCUCGAACCCAGGACCUGACGGCCAAACUGCGUAAAACCGUGGAGAGAGGAGAUGAGGAGGCGUUCAGAGAGCUGGUGUGGGGAAACCCACGGUAUCUGAUCGGAUCCGGAGACAAUCCCACUAUCCUGCAGGAGGGCUGCAGGUAUAACGUCCUGCAUGUGGCCGCUAAAGAGAACCAGUCGGGCAUCGCUCGUCUGCUGCUGGAGACGCUGGAGGACGUGGAGUUCAUGCGGCUCAUGUAUCCCAACGAUAACGAGCUCAUGCUGCAGCAGCGCAUCACAUACAUCGUGGAUCUGUACCUGAACACACCGGACAGAGCUAGCAACGAGACGCCGCUGCACUUCGCCUGUAAGUUUGGAUGUCCAGAGGUGGUGGAUGUUCUGUGUUCACAUCCGAGCAUCGACAAACACUGCAGGAACAAAUACGAGCAGAAAGCGUCCGCUGUGAUCUGUGAGCGCAGAAACAAGAGCAAGGAGGUGAAGCAGAAGAUCACGGAGUACUUGGAAGACAGAUUUUACGUGCCGUUGCUGCGGGCUGAAGACAACACCCUGCCUCCGGUGAUCGGCGCCCCCUGGUGUCUCGGUUCACCGGAGUCCUGCCAUCAGUUAAACAGGGCUGACCGGGUGAUGGACAGCCCCAAAAACCCAAUAAUGACCGUCAAGGCUUUCGCUGGGCCUCUCAAUUCAUCAAAGGCCGAGGAGUUUCACCGGCUGUGGAAGACGCCGAAGCGAGAGCGAUCCGAAUACUUCCGUCACAUCCUGAAGACGGACUCGGAGCGCGGCGCUGAGAGAGUCGGCCGAGAGCUGGCUCAUGAGAUGGGACUCCCGUGGGCCGAACACUGGGCUUUCCUCGGCUGCUUCCUGGAUCUGUGCAGCAGUGACGGACUGAAGAUGCUGGAGGAGCACCUGAGCGCCGCCGAGGACCCUUCAUCCACAGGUCAGUCUCUGAAACGUCCUGAUCCCGGUGACGUGCUCCCGGUGCGAGAUCUGCUGCAGGACUUUGAGAAGCUGGAGGAUGAAGACGGCUCCAGCGGCAGCUCAGACGAGUAUUUCACCGCAGACGAGGACAGCUCGUCCAACUCCUCGUUUAAAUCCACACACAGCACGCCGGGAGUGAGUCUCAGAGCUCGUGUGUUUAUAUCAGGUGGUUCACCGAGCAAGCUGGACGAUGAUGUUCUCGUAGCGCUGAGUGACGUGGAGAUCGAGCCGCUGGCGUAUCCCAGCAUCCUCCGCUGGAAGAACAAGAUCUUGUCCUAUUCUCCGUCACAGAGACAGAGCUGGCCGUCGCCCUCACAGACGAACACACACGUGUCCUGCAGACUGAACUGGUUAACCGUCUCGCCCAAGAUCAGAAGCCCGGGUCAGUUUAACCCUCGGCGGUUCACAUUCAGUCCUCCGAGCGAAGCCUACAGUCGUCUGUAACCACAGCUCCAGCUCCGAAACUCAGAAGAGCUCUCUCUACACGAGUCAAACUAUGCUUUAGACGAUCUUCUGUUUGCACAGCAGCUGUGUUGCUUUUAAUAAUUGCACUAAAUGUCCUGCAUGUUCAUGCAUCUGAAGUUUGAAAUAUUUAUAAUAUAAAAUUAUAAUGCAUUGAAGUAUGUUUCCUUGUUACAUAAAGAUUUGUUAAGA
This is a messenger RNA of Carassius auratus (goldfish), 2400 nucleotides long. RefSeq names its product ankyrin repeat and LEM domain-containing protein 2-like. The transcript has 12 exons. Gene Ontology annotation, cellular component: endoplasmic reticulum. Gene Ontology annotation, molecular function: protein phosphatase 2A binding. NCBI's taxonomy places the organism in Eukaryota, Metazoa, Chordata, Actinopteri, Cypriniformes, Cyprinidae. Gene Ontology annotation, biological process: negative regulation of phosphorylation. The record is from RefSeq and is a predicted model, not a curated record. Bases 250 to 2190 code for a protein of 646 amino acids.